This is a messenger RNA of Acomys russatus (golden spiny mouse), 1818 nucleotides long. RefSeq names its product protoporphyrinogen oxidase (gene Ppox). NCBI's taxonomy places the organism in Eukaryota, Metazoa, Chordata, Mammalia, Rodentia, Muridae. Gene Ontology annotation, biological process: heme biosynthetic process. The record is from RefSeq and is a predicted model, not a curated record. Gene Ontology annotation, molecular function: protoporphyrinogen oxidase activity, oxygen as acceptor. Gene Ontology annotation, cellular component: mitochondrial inner membrane. The transcript has 13 exons. Bases 381 to 1814 code for a protein of 477 amino acids.
GGUGGGUGUAACCCAGAGCUCACCAAUCCAGAACCCGCUUUUCGGGACCCACCAAUCCAGAAGCAGGAAUGUGAAGCGCAGCCGCAAAGCCGUCAGAAAGGAAUAGACGGAGAGUCGGAGGGACCCUAAAAGUUAGGGGCGGGGAUACCAGACUUGAACCCGUUCACAGAGCUGCAGAAUUCUGUGGCUGGGGAGAUAGCGUGGGUGUGGCCCUUAUCUGCACACCGACUGGAUGGACUGGUCCUAGGGCCUCUAUAUCAUUCACUUUCUCUGGGUCGCCCUAUCUGGUGGGUAAGUUCUAGCCUCUGAACGAACACCCGACUCUUCCACCAGCACGUACACGCGCUUCCCGCUUUAGUUGCUCAUAAAUCAGACUUCCAAUGGGCCGGACUGUGAUCGUGCUUGGCGGCGGAAUCAGCGGACUGGCGGCAAGUUAUCAUCUGAUCCGAGGCCCCUGUCCCCCUAAGGUGAUCUUACUGGAAGGCAGCAAGCGUUUGGGAGGCUGGAUUCGCUCAGUCCGAGGAUCAGAUGGUGCGAUCUUUGAACUUGGACCUCGAGGAAUUAGGCCCGCUGGGGCGCUGGGAGCCCGUACCCUGCUCCUGGUUUCUGAGCUUGGCUUGGAGUCAGAAAUCUUGCCUGUCCGGGGGGAUCAUCCAGCUGCCCAGAACAGGUUCCUGUAUGUAGGGGGUGCCCUGCACCCCCUACCCUCCGGCCUCAGGGGGCUACUGCGCGCUUCACCUCCCUUCUCCAAGCCUCUGUUUUGGGCUGGGCUGAGGGAGUUGAUGAAGCCCAGGGGCAAAGAGCCUGAUGAGACCGUGCACAGCUUUGCCCAGCGCCGCCUUGGACCUGAGGUGGCGUCUUUAGCCAUGGACAGUCUAUGCCGAGGAGUGUUUGCCGGCAAUAGCCGUGAGCUCAGCAUCCGGUCCUGCUUUCCCAGUCUCUUCCAAGCUGAGCAAACCCAUCGGUCCAUAUUACUGGGGCUGCUGCUGGGGGCAGGGCAGGGCCCACAACCAGAUUCCUCAUUAAUUCGUCAGGCCCGGGCUGAGCGAUGGAGCCAGUGGUCACUCCGUGGAGGGCUGGAGGUGUUGCCACAGGCCCUUCACAGCUAUCUAACAAGCAAAGGAGUCACUGUCCUCAGUGGCCAGCCAGUCUGUGGGCUCAGCCUCCAGCCAGAAGGACGCUGGAAGGUGUCUCUAGGGGACAGCAGUCUGGAGGCUGACCACAUUAUUAGUGCCAUUCCAGCAUCAGUGCUCGGCAGGCUGCUCCCUGCCGAGGCUGCACCUCUAGCUCACGUCCUGAAUACCAUCACUGCUGUGUCCGUCGCUGUGGUCAAUCUGCAGUACAAAGGAGCUUGUCUGCCUGUCCAGGGAUUUGGACAUUUGGUGCCAUCAUCAGAAGACCCAACUGUCCUGGGAAUCGUGUAUGACUCAGUUGCUUUUCCUGAGCAGGAUGGUAACCCCCCAGGCCUCCGAGUAACUGUGAUGUUGGGAGGUUACUGGUUACAGAAGCUAGAAGCUGAUGGCCAGGAAUUGUCUCCAGAGCUGUUCCAACAGCAAGCACAGGCAGCAGCGGCUACACAGUUAGGACUGAAAGAACGGCCAAGCCACUGCUUGGUCCAUCUACACAAGAACUGUAUCCCUCAGUAUACCCUAGGCCACUGGCAAAAACUAGAGUCAGCUAUGCAAUUCCUGACUGCUCAGAGGUUGCCCCUGACUUUGGCUGGAGCCUCCUACGACGGGGUCGCUGUCAAUGACUGUAUAGAGAGUGGGCGUCAGGCAGCAGCUGCUGUGCUGGGCACAGAAUCUAAUAGCUGACCCC